GCGGAGCAGUGCUUUCAAUUGUCUUCCCUGUCAAUCCAUCCAUCGGUCACCGACAGCCAUUCAGGCGGCUAGCCGCCAAAAACAAACCACUUCCAUUCGCACUUUCUCAGGCAUUCCACUUGCAAGCUGUCACUCACUCGCAUUCACUCCCCAUCCAUUGCAAAGGAUAACAGACGGCCAUCCAGCCAGACGACACACGCCAAACUACACGCACUCUCGGCUGGGGGAACACCGAAUUCUUCCGUUGUCUGUAGGUCUGUCUCUCUGUCUGUCUGUGUCUCUGCACUCGUGUGUGUUGCUGAAUAUGAUGAAUAGGAUGGUUACGGUCAGGCCUUUGUGGCGAGCAGUGGUUCUUCCUCGUUGUCGGCAGCCAUGGCCUCGGCCAAGAUCUCGUCUUGCUCGGGGUGCGGGUGGAACUCUGGUUGAAUGAUACACGUACAUAGAUACACACGUAUACACACACACCCGUGUUUGGACAUGAGUGUGUGGCGUGUACAUUGAUUGACUGGCUGACUGACCAGGCACGGCGAUGGAAGAGCGUUUGAAGUGCUUCUUCCUGUCCUCCACGACGGCGGGAGGAGCGGGCUUGCGCUCCGCCGUGAAGGACACGUACAGGCAGAAGAGCGCCGGAAUCACCGACAAAAUGGGACCCAGCAAGCACCACAACCUGGGACACACAGAGCAAGCACCAUAUCCUGUCUGCCUCUGUGUGUCUGUGGUCUGUGUGUGUGUGUGUGUGUGUGUGUGUGUGCGCGCGUGCGCUUGUCACUGACUUGUUGCAGUCGUCUCCCAUGCAGAACUCGGCCGCGGGGUCCUUGUGCUUGUCGAACUGGGCUGCCGUGAACUUCGUGUAGAAGAAGUUGCCUAUACACACACACACACGGAUACACAGAACGUACACACGACAGUACAUUGGAUUGGCUGUGUGUGUAGAGCAUGGAAAUGUAUCGGUCACCGGGGAUCAUGCACGAGUAUCCGAUGGCAGUGACGAGGCCAAACUGGCGGACGUCGAAUGUGUUGCGGACGUAGGCUGGCAGGGCCGCGUAUGUCGACGCGUAGGAGAAGCCAAUGCAGAUGACCACGCCCCACACGAAGUUGCCGUCCAACAUCACGAUGCCAAUCUGACAACAGGCACAGGACACAAGAGAGUGAGCCAUGGAGACAAUGGAAUGCAUUCAAGUGCGUCUCUUGUGUUAUGUUGUGGUGUGCCUCCUGUCCGAUGCCCAUGAAUGCGGUGACGAUGGCGAUGAACUGGAGGCGGCUGAUGUACGCCUCGAGAAUGUCCGACAGCAUCCCGCCGCCCAGACGACCAACCAGCUCGGUGAUGAUGUACACCAACACACAUGCGCCCCCACAGGUAUCACGACUGAGAAGUUCCCCCCGUCUUUCGUGCCCUGGUGUCGACCUGCUGGGCCAUGUCGAGUGAGUUGUUGCGGCCCUCGACGUUGUACGAGGACACCACUGUCUUCAUGGCGGCACCGAAGGCCAUACCUGGACAGCAAGACCACAUACAUACACAGUCAAAGCAGGCAGGAUACAACCGAGUGCGCUCUUGGUUUGUUGCUCCGUGUGUCAGUGGCUAGGACGGCUGGUGGCAUGGGUGCAUUGCAUGCCUUGUGCGGUUCCGAAGAGGUAGACGCACAUGAGCAUGUAGGCCUCGAUCUUGGUGAAGACCUUCCAGGUGGGCUCAGGGGGCGUCGUCAGGAUCGACUUGCGCUGCUGGGCGAUAGUCACGCUCUUGCGGGCGUCCUCUUGGGCCUGAAGGCACGCAGGACCACCCAGCCAAUCACAACGAAUCAACGAAUGGAUGAGGUGAGCGACAUCAAGAGGGCAGCGACACACCAGCCGGUAAUGCUGACUGACCUUCUUCUGGGCGAUGUACAUGUUGUAGAGGAUCGGCAGCACGAUGGUGACCACAACAGCAGCGACGGCUGACAUAUCAAGAGACACCACACGCAACCAUCUUGCCCCUCCUUGGCAUUGUGUGAGCACAUUUCCUCCCUCGCUGUCUCCCCCACUGGCUCACCGCUGAUGAUGGUCCAUGUCCAGACGUAUCCUUGGAUGAUGCCUCCGAGUUCACUUCGCAUCUUGUCCAGCUCAGGGCUCUUGGGGUCGGCCUUCUUCAAGUCAGAUAUCUUGUGCGUCAGGUCCUCCGCCUUUGCCGAAAAGAAAUGCGACCACAGGAAUGUCAUGAACAUCGCGCCUAAAACAACACAUCACAACAGCGCAGGAAGCAGCGGCAGGUGCAGCCACUCAGAAUGAACGGCUCAGCCGUGGUUGCUUCUCGCACUGCCUGGCCAUACAUGCAAUGUCUGUGGGUGUUCGUACGUACCUGCGGAGUAGAUGGCCAGCAGGACGCCGGACACGAGCCCCGAGCUUUUCGGCGGCCAGGCCUUGCCGUUCGUCCAGAUGGCACCUGCAAUGGACAAAUUCCACACCAUGCAGAGCAUUCCCGCGUGUCUCCCAACCAAAGUUGAGUGCGCAUCCUCCGUGAAUGCCCAGGAUCUCGAAGAUGCCGUGGAGGUAGGCGUUGGGGUAGCUCACGAGGAAGAGGGCCUUCAGGGCGAGGCCGGCCGUGUUGAUGAUGGCGCCGUACAGCAGAAUGCCAAAGGUCCCAAGAGCGUCGUAGACCAUGCCUGCAGGGAUGAGGAAGAGCCCGAUACCGCCGAUGGCCCAGACAUUGCCGCUCUCGGCCGCCGUCCAGUCCGCGGAGGCCUUCCAGGCCUUCUUCAUGUUGGAGUAUAUCUUGGGCGAGUUGGCCACGAAAGCUGAAAGGCCGCCCACCAACAGCAGGGCCACCAGCAUCGCCAUGUUGCUCUGCUGUGCUUUGGUGGCGGCCAUUGUGAGUGAGGUGAGGAAGGUGAAUGCAGGGAGGAACUAGUGCACUUGCUAGUGCAGAGCUACUUGGAUGAUGAUGAGAGUAGAGGGGGGAAAUAGCAAUGGCACGGGGAGUCCACUGGGUCAAGAACAA
This is a messenger RNA of Vitrella brassicaformis, 2971 nucleotides long. NCBI's taxonomy places the organism in Eukaryota, Vitrellaceae. The record is from the annotation of a GenBank genome assembly.